UCUUUUUUUUUUGUGUCCUCCAUCAUGGCGAGUGACUCUCCUGCUCGAAGUCUGGACGAAAUCGACCUGUCCGCUCUGAGGGACCCUGCUGGCAUCUUUGAGCUGGUUGAGCUGGUGGGAAAUGGCACCUACGGGCAGGUGUACAAGGGUCGCCAUGUUAAAACAGGGCAGCUGGCAGCCAUCAAGGUCAUGGAUGUCACCGGGGACGAGGAAGAGGAGAUUAAAGCAGAAAUUAACAUGCUGAAGAAGUACAGUCACCAUCGGAACAUCGCCACCUACUAUGGAGCUUUCAUCAAGAAAAACCCUCCCGGCAUAGAUGACCAGCUAUGGCUGGUCAUGGAGUUCUGUGGAGCUGGCUCAGUGACAGACUUGAUCAAGAACACCAAGGGCAAUUCUCUGAAAGAGGAGUGGACCGCCUACAUCUGCAGAGAGAUUCUCAGGGGUCUGACUCAUCUCCAUCAGCACAAGGUCAUCCACAGAGACAUCAAGGGACAGAAUGUAUUGCUGACUGAGAACGCAGAGGUCAAACUAGUGGACUUUGGUGUUUCGGCCCAGUUGGACAGGACAGUCGGAAGGAGAAACACAUUUAUUGGGACACCAUAUUGGAUGGCACCAGAGGUCAUUGCUUGUGACGAAAACCCUGACGCCACAUACGACUUCAAGAGUGAUUUAUGGUCACUGGGGAUCACAGCAAUAGAGAUGGCUGAAGGAGCACCACCGCUGUGUGACAUGCACCCAAUGAGAGCCCUCUUCCUGAUCCCACGCAACCCUGCCCCCAGACUCAAGUCAAAGAAGUGGUCAAAGAAGUUCCAGUCAUUCAUAGAGAGCUGUCUGGUGAAGAGCCACAGCCAGAGACCCAGCACAGAGCAGCUCCUCAAACACCCAUUCAUCAGAGACCUUCCCAACGAGAGGCAGGUCCGCAUCCAGCUGAAGGACCACAUCGACCGCACCAAGAAGAAGAGGGGAGAGAGGGAUGAGACAGAGUAUGAGUACAGUGGCAGUGAAGAGGAGGAUGAAGAUAGAGAAAUGGGCGAACCAAGCUCCAUCAUCAACAUCCCUGGGGAGUCAACCCUGAGGCGGGACUUCCUGCGCCUCCAGCUGGCCAAUAAGGAGCGUUCGGAGGCGCAGCGGCGGCAGCAUCUGGAGCAACAGCAGAAUGAGGAGCACAAGCGCUUGCUGUUGGCUGAGAGACAGAAACGCAUCGAGGAGCAGAAGGAGCAGAGGAGGCGGCUGGAGGAGCAGCAGCAGCGAGAACGUGAGCUGAGGAAGCAGCAUGAGAGGGAACAGAGGAGGCGCUACGAGGAAAUGGAGCAGCUCCGCAGAGAGGAGGAGAGGAGGCAUGCCGAGAGAGAGCAGGAGUACAAGCGUAAGCAGAUAGAGGAGCAGCGGCAGGCGGAGCGGCUACAGAGGCAGCUCCAGCAGGAGAGAGCCUACCUAGUGUCUCUACAACAGCAGCAGCAGCAACAACAGCAGCAGCAGCAGGAGGGAAGGCAAGCAGAGAAGAAACAGCUUUACCACUACAAAGAUGUCAUCAAUCCUAAUGACAAGCCUGCCUGGGCUAAAGAGGUCCCGAAGCAGCAGCAUGCUCACGGUAACCCACCCCGCUCCCACCUACGACAUCACCAGUCAUUCAACCAACCAGCUUCAUCCUCUGGCUCUCAAGGCCAACCCAGAGCUCAGGCCCCUAGGCGAACCCCGUCCCAUGGUGCCCAGCUCCUCUCCACCCACCUCCCCCAUAUCCAUAUUUCACUAGACCCUGGGGAAUCCCUAGAUCCGGGGCUGACGCAGGAGAUAAGUCAGCAGGUCAGAGAGUUUAGGGCUCAAAAACUCAGUCAGAGGAGCUGCAGCCCGGGGCCCAUCCAGGAAAACAACCAGAUUGCUGGCCAAGGACCCAGUAAGGUUUCUAGUAAGAGCCAUAAAGAGCGUUCUAGUCAAGGGCCAGUCAGCCAGUCUAAUCCACUACCCAUUCCGUAUCCUCUGGGGCACAGUAAUCAGAAAGAGAAACCUAGAGACAGGUCUAUCUCUGCCCCCAGUCAGGGAGCCAUCCAGAGGCUAAUGCCUCCAGACCUAAAGUUUAAGGCCCUUCAACCUCGUCCUCAGUCCCCAGGAUUGGUCCAGAAACCCCAGUCUGGAUCAAACCAUGACUCCAACCCUGCUGUCAAACUGGUGGAGGAGCGAUCUAAGCUGAACAGACAGAGCUCCCCAGCGCUGCAGCACAAAGUGUCGAACCGCAUCUCCGACCCCUCCCUCCCUCCCCGCUCCGAGUCCUUCAGCAGCGGGGGCAUGCAGCCCGCCCGCACCCCACCCAUCCACCGCUCCAUCGAACCACAGAUGGCUCACCUGGUUCCAGUGAAGACCCACUCCAGCUCUAUGUCCGGUUCUCAGUCUCUGCAGGACCAAGCGGGUUCAGCGCUGAGUGAGGGCGUCACUGUGGGGUCCCCAAGGCCUGAGAUGCCCCGACAGAACUCAGACCCCACUUCUGACACCCCCGGACCCCCGCUGCGCAUCACCGGCAGGGAGGAACGGGAAAGAGACAGGGAUCGGGACAGGACUGCCUGGCUGAGAGAGGAGGACAUUCCACCAAAGGUCCCCCAGAGGACCACUUCCAUCUCCCCAGCCUUGGUCAGGAAGAAUUCCCCUAAUGGAGGAUUGGGUCUGGGCCCUCGCACAGGUUCUCAGCUCAUACGAGCCAGUAACCCAGACCUGCGGCGCUCAGAGCUCUCUCUGGACGCCAUGCUGCAAAGAACCUCCUCCAACUCUUCAUCUUCCUCCUCCCCUUCAUCUCAGGGAGGCUCGGCCGAGAGGAGAGGUCAAACCAAGCAAGAAGGAUCUCCUCCAGGAGCCAAUCAGGAGGCAAAGUCCAAACAGGAGGAGGGUCGUGAAUCAGCCAGACCCAGCAGACCUGCAAGCUAUAAGAAAGCCAUAGAUGAGGACCUAAGUGCAUUGGCUAAGGAACUCAGAGAACUGAGGGUAGAGGAGGGCAGCAGACCUCCAGUCAAGGUGACAGACUACUCGUCCUCUAGUGAAGAAUCAGAGAGCAGUGAUGAGGACGGGGAGACAGUGGGGCAUGAUGGGACUGUUGCUGUUAGUGACAUCCCCCGCAUCAUGCCAGCAGUGCAAAACAGUGGUGAGUCGUAUGGAGGGCUGGCAGAGGACUCUCUGGGAGAUGCCUAUAAUAAAUCCAAGGACGGUACUCUAGUGAUGAGAGAGGCAGAGGAGAGGAGGAGAGGCGGUCACACCGAGAGUAACGGGUUCGGGAAUCACAGUAACCAUGGUAACCUCCCUGACCUGGUACAGCAGAGCAACUCUCCCUCAGCCACACCCACCACAGCCCUGCAGCAACUGGGCGACAUGGCCGAGUUUGGUGUGGGUGGAUCCAAAGCAUCCUUUACCCCAUUUGUCGAUCCACGGGUCUAUCAAACAUCCCCAAGUGAAAAUGACGAUGAGAACUCAGCAGCAGCCAUGUUUGCAAAUGAGCUGCUGAGGCAGGAGCAGGCCAGACUAAACGAAGCCAGAAAGAUCUCUGUGGUUAAUGUCAACCCCACCAAUAUCAGACCCCACAGUGACACACCUGAGAUUCGCAAAUACAAGAAACGCUUCAACUCUGAGAUCCUGUGUGCUGCACUCUGGGGUGUGAACCUGCUGGUGGGGACAGAGAAUGGUCUGAUGCUGCUUGACCGAAGUGGACAGGGAAAAGUGUAUAACCUGAUCACCAGACGGCGCUUCCUGCAGAUGGAUGUGCUGGAGGGGCUCAAUGUGCUAGUCACCAUAUCUGGGAAAAAGAAUAAGUUACGUGUCUACUACUUGUCCUGGCUGAGAAACAGAAUAUUACACAACGACCCAGAAGUGGAAAAGAAGCAGGGUUGGAUUACAGUUGGGGAGCUGGAGGGGUGUGUGCAUUAUAAAGUUGUAAAAUAUGAGAGGAUUAAGUUCCUGGUGAUUGCUCUCAAGAACUCUGUGGAAAUCUAUGCCUGGGCUCCCAAACCCUACCACAAGUUCAUGGCCUUCAAGUCAUUCGCUGAGUUGCAGCACCGUCCCCAGCUGGUGGACCUGACAGUGGAGGAAGGUCAGAGGUUAAAGGUCAUCUAUGGCUCCAGCGUGGGCUUCCAUGUUAUCGACGUGGACUCAGGCAACCCUUACGACAUCUACAUCCCCUCACAUAUCCAGAGCCAGGUGACACCCCAUGCCAUCGUGGUGCUGCCUAAGACUGAUGGAAUGGAAAUGCUGCUGUGUUAUGAGGACGAGGGCGUCUACGUCAACACCUAUGGUCGAAUCACCAAGGACGUGGUGCUUCAGUGGGGAGAGAUGCCUACCUCUGUUGCCUAUAUCCACUCUAAUCAGAUUAUGGGCUGGGGUGAGAAAGCCAUAGAGAUCCGCUCUGUGGAGACAGGUCAUCUGGAUGGAGUCUUUAUGCACAAGAGAGCCCAGAGACUCAAGUUCCUCUGUGAGCGAAACGACAAGGUAUUCUUCGCAUCAGUGCGUUCGGGAGGUAGCAGCCAAGUUUUCUUCAUGACCCUCAACAGAAACUCUAUGAUGAACUGGUGAUGGCUCCUCCCACAGUCCACUCGGCCUCGCUCUCCCAUUGGCCAGCCCGGCUACCCCACCUUGGCUCACGGCACAUCUCACAAAUGAACCCGACUGCCCGAAAGGCCACAAGUGAACUCUUUUAACACUGGACAGACAAAAAUGACGUAGAAAAAAAAACAACAAAGACCAGUUCUAAAAGAAGAGAGCCGUUACCCUAGAUUAUGUCGGGUCACGCAGAAGCCAUUGUUACUCAACUGACUGGCAAACUGGUGCCACUGACUUUCCAAAUACUCUCUUCUUCCCUCUCUCUCUGUCUGUCUGUCUGUAACUCUUUUCCCUUUUGUCUGUCUCUUCUCUCCAAAACGGACCAGUGCAUUCAAGUGUUCAGCAACCGCAGAAAUACACUUUACACCCGCCUCCUUCUGUCGCUCUUCUUCUUCCUUUUGUCCUCGCUUCUUAAGCCUCUGCUCCUUCACUCCUCCCUGCUAGAUCUAGUCAUCACAUUUUCAGUCCUCUGACACUUAUGUCCUCCAUUUUCCUCCCUUCCUGUCUGCCCUUGUUGGCUCAUUCCCCGAGAACUGCGCCUCAAAGGAUGGAGGAAGAGUAGAUGAUUGAGAUUUAAUAUCAAUUUAAAUAUGUACUUCUGAAUAUGCCAGUGCAGGGAGGGCACCUGAGGGAUGACAAAUCUGCUCUGGAUGUCAGCGGUGAAAGCAGACAGCCUGAUUGAUUUUCUUUUCCUCUGCCACUCCUCCUCUUCCUCCACUUCCUCCUCUCGCCAUCUUUUCGGGUUCGAGUAAACCGAAUUGUGAUUUAGUGUUCAAUCGCAUUUCGCUGAUAGAGAUGCGGUGCGACCCCGCUGUCAUAGGCAGGUCGCAAUGGUAUGCAAAGAUGAUGUCUCUGUCCCUUUAAAAUGAAACCACUGGUCCAUUCUGUCUUUUCUCUCCUUUCUUCCUCUUUCCCUCCUCUUGUCACCCCCAUCAUCAUCACACUCAUCUCCCUGUUUUCACUCUUUAAACUCUGAAGGUGCUGCAUCAGAUAUACUGUAAUAUUAAAUGAACAAUGAGAGCAUCAUUCUGUUCAUUCUGUUUAUUUCUGUUCUUCUCUUUUUUCUGUGUAACAGUUUGGAGUCAGUCAGUCUUUGAAGCUUGAUGAAAUGUACAGCACAUGUGUCUCUGAGGAGUGUAUGUUAUGUGAAUGCGGUGCAAUUGUAUGUGUGUGUGUUUGACUUGAUGUUGAAACGAGUCCCGUUCAAAUCGAGUUUGAAUCAAAGUGCGACAUUAAACUCAAUGUCCACAAAAAGAGUCAAGUAAUUCUGUCUCUGUGCGUGAACUUCAACCUUAAUGCAGUCAAAGCAACAUUGAGUGUGUUUACAAGCAGAUAUAUGAUAUUAUCAUCUUAGUAUGAAGUUUAUGAGUUGGUGUAUCUGAACACCAUGCAUUUAAAAAUAGGCAAUAUUAGUGGAUGAUUUUUUUGGCGUAUGUUUCUGUUUCCUUUAACACAGUAAUGUUCUGACUACUCACAACUACAGCCAUGUUGCUGUAGGAGAUCUGAAGAUGCGUAUAAAGAGCUUAUGAACAAGACCUCAAGAGGAUAUGAGCUACUGUCCCGAAUAUUGCGUGCACGUGAAAGCACUCAUUGUUGAAAGCUGUGGUGUCCUUUUGAAUCAUGCUCCUCCCUGAUUGGCUCUUCUGAUUUUGGCUCCUAACUGUUUGUACAGUGCCUAGCAUGAUGUAAGCAAAACUAAAAUGAGGCCAAGAGAUUAUCAUUCACGUUAUAAUUAAUAAUUUUAUGCCUAUGUGGUUACACUGUUUUUUCUUUUUCCUACUUUGGUGUGUUUUUGUGUGUUAUUAUCUAACUUUAACACAUUGCUGAUGUUAUUUUUCUCUUCUAAUGAAGAUGUACCUUAACAACUUUAAGACUUGAUUUUUUUUUUCUCUGAAAGGAGUGAGUGGAUAUGAUAUGACAAAAUCUUGCCAUUUCUUUCUAAAUAUUUAGUACAGCUCAAUCAUCUAUUGAGGGCAGUCAAAUUCGUGCAUGCCCAUCCAUGUCGGAGAGCAAAGUAAUGCAGAUUAGUCUUUGUUUCUGUGGGUAUACUGCAGAUUUGGCAGUAUGUUGGCCCAUGGUUAACAAACUUGAGGUGACACAAAAAAUAGACUCAUUCCCCAAUUACAGAAUGAAAUGAUCAUUUGGAUUGAGUUUUUUUUUGUUAAUUUAUUAAAAGCUUUCUGUCACAUCUUCAAGGACUUUUUACACAUCCAUGCAGUAGCUGUUCCUGCAGAGCUGUAAGUAAAGUUCACUGAUCUCUGAUAAGGGGAGCAGGCUAACAUUUAGCAAUAAACAGCAGAGCUGAAGAAACCACUGUCUUCCCUGUGUGUGCACGCAUGCAUCUGUGUGUAUGAUUACUGAACAAGUGUGAAUGGGGCAUUAUUACUAUGUUUGUCCAUUGUGGGAUUCACUCUUCCAAUUGGAAAAUGAUGAUGGUCGUUACACUGAGAAUUCUCCUUUCAAAGACGAAACCACUGUAUUCUUUAUUCUGUUUAUUUCUUGUUUUCUUUAUUUUGAAAGAGCAUUACUAAUGUCCUGUUUUGGGAUUUAUUUGUUUUGUAAAAGAGAUGCUGUAAGAGAGAAA
Molecule: messenger RNA, 7156 nt
Organism: Xiphias gladius (swordfish)
Lineage: Eukaryota; Metazoa; Chordata; Actinopteri; Istiophoriformes; Xiphiidae
Gene: tnika
Product: TRAF2 and NCK interacting kinase a
Exons: 34
Coding region: 25-4545 (1506 amino acids)
Biological process (GO): protein phosphorylation
Molecular function (GO): protein kinase activity; ATP binding
Source: RefSeq, a predicted model, not a curated record